AUGUCGCAAACCGAAAGAAGAGAAAUAUGUUACUUAAGUUGUAUAAUAAACUCUGGAAGAUUAGAGUUUACUUGGUCAAUUAUUACGCCAUCUACAUGGGACUGGAUUGGAUUAUAUGAAGACGAUAGCAAAUCAAAUAGAGAAUGGCUCGAUGGGCAUUGGUUCUAUAUAAGUAAUCAUAGCAACCGUUCGACUCUUCCUGACGGUCGAUAUGUAUAUUCUGGAAGUCAUUGGUUUGGAACUGUUUCUGGAAUGAAUCAGAUCAGGCUAAACACCUAUGAAGUUCGCGGAGAAUAUAAAACUUAUUCAUAUGCCAAUGUAUACAAUCCUGUAUUUAUAUACAUUGAUAUAAAUCAGAUUAAUUAUAUACUUAGGGGAUUGCAACAUAUAUUUGCUAGACACAAAAAACAUUGGGGAUUUACCGAAAAUGACCAUUGGAAUGAUCAAAACAAGGAGAAACUUCAGAGAACCCUUCAAGAGUUUGUUCACAGAAACGUAAACAAUGUUUAUAGUGGAACCUAUAAGAAUCAAGACGCGUACCUUAUAGUUGACUCUGUAUCUCAUAACUGUGUUAUAAUUUACCGUGGAGGAGAUAAAGAUUAUCAACUAUGGUCUGGAUGGAAACUAAGUGAUGCUCAAUACAACCAUGUAACACACCCACCAUUCAAAUUACGUGCAGUCGUACUUACAGUAUAUGAAGACAUCCUUGAUGAAAUUGCCAACUCGGAAGUUGAAAGGGAUGAUUUACUUAACCGAUUUUUAGAAGUUUACUUGGAUGAUAAAAACAGUUAUGGUGAUGAAGUAUAUAACCAGAUUGCGGAUUUUUUUGAACUGGCUGAAGGUUACAUUCCAUUAUCGUUUGAAGGAAGAGAUGAAGUGAAGCCGGAAGACAAUUAUGAACUUGACUACGAAAAAAUAAAGAAGAAGGCAAAAGAUAUUCUGGGGGUACUUGAAAAAUUAGCAAUUUGA
This is a messenger RNA of Diversispora eburnea, 969 nucleotides long. The record is from the annotation of a GenBank genome assembly. Lineage: Eukaryota; Fungi; Glomeromycota; Glomeromycetes; Diversisporales; Diversisporaceae.